AAAAAAAACUAUAUCCAUGGCUGGAAGAGGCAGAGGCCGCGGCGGCAACAACUUAUCUUUAACUCAUGAACAGCUACAAGCACUUGGAAUUGGCCGAGGAGAUAACACUGCACCAACCCUAGCUCCUCCGCCUUUAUUCCCCAAACUUGAGAGAAAGCCGUUACCUCUGACUUGCGACGCUGCUACAGACUACAUGCUGAUUGUAAAAGACCAGUUCAUAGAGUACCUACAUGAGUCUCCAGCAUAUGUGAAAGCGAAAAGCAAAACAGAUGGAGUAGAGCGUUAUUCUGAUAAAUAUAAAUUGGCUCUUGACGCUUCACAAGGUAAGACGUUGGAUUACGUAUGGGCAAAUAUGCCGACAGAGUUGAAACCACAAGCGUCACACGUUCGCGUAACUCGGAAGCGGAAACUCAAUGAUGCUACAGAAAUAGCUAAGCGAUUGCAAACUCUUGAGAAAAAGGAAUCUCAAGCAGAGUCUGGCGAAGUUGUAGAGGCAAAUGCAGAAGAAGUAGCGAAAAAGAACGAUGGAGAUGAUGAUGACGAAGAAUUGGAAGAAGAGCAUGAACAAGAUUAUGAAAUUGACGAUGGAACUGAUUAUGCCAAUAAUUACUUUGACAAUGGUGAAGACUAUGAUGAAGACGAUGAUAAUCUAGAUGAUGGUCCAGUGUACUAAAGUGCUCCGCAUCCUUAAUUCAUGCUCACCUCUUGAUCGUAUGUUUGAACAGUUAUAAAUCUACAGAUUUUAAUCUACCAUACAAAUUUAGGGAAUGUGAUCCUUUUAAGUACUAAGUGUUUAUUGAAUCUUUAUACAUUCUUCCAACAUUGGAUAAAAACAUGGCUGUGAUAAGAAAGAAUAAGUUCUCAAUGAAUUUUGUAUUGUAUAAAUGCAAAUUCUAAAUAAUUUCAUUAUGUAAGAUUCCUAUAUAUAUUACGGUUAGAUAAUACAAGUACUUCCCUAUACCAACAUCUCAGGAAAUACCC
Molecule: messenger RNA, 981 nt
Organism: Hyposmocoma kahamanoa
Lineage: Eukaryota; Metazoa; Arthropoda; Insecta; Lepidoptera; Cosmopterigidae
Gene: Polr3G
Product: DNA-directed RNA polymerase III subunit RPC7-like
Exons: 1
Coding region: 17-673 (218 amino acids)
Biological process (GO): transcription by RNA polymerase III
Cellular component (GO): RNA polymerase III complex
Source: RefSeq, a predicted model, not a curated record